Molecule: messenger RNA, 3868 nt
Organism: Antechinus flavipes (yellow-footed antechinus)
Lineage: Eukaryota; Metazoa; Chordata; Mammalia; Dasyuromorphia; Dasyuridae
Gene: BHLHE22
Product: basic helix-loop-helix family member e22
Exons: 2
Coding region: 1038-2159 (373 amino acids)
Molecular function (GO): protein dimerization activity
Source: RefSeq, a predicted model, not a curated record
AGAGUUAUCAUGUAAACAGGGGUGGAGUGUAAUUCUGGAUUGGAAGGGUAACUUAGCAGAAGUCUGAUGAGCACUAGGGAGAGAUUGAGAAUGGGGGUGGGGAAUGAGAGUAGGGGGAGGGGGGCAGUGUUGAGUGGGGCUCUCUGGCUUCGGUGGUGCAGAUCUGCAAUUUGCUGAAGGAGGCAAAGAACAUCCUUAGAUCUAAGUAGGGCUUUUAGUGUGCUCAUUGAUGAGUGAAAGUCGCCACACAUGUCAAGCUAAAGGCAGUUGUUGGGUUACUAACAGGACACAACGCCUUGCAAACAUAUGCGUUAAGCUGUGUAUACAGAUGGCAGGGAGAAUAAUGGAGCAGGCGCCUUUUAUAAAGCUCUAGCUGCUGCCUGUCUUCAGACCUAGGGAAUGAAACUAUUCAGACUCAGGGCCAGAUAGCGCCUGGGAUUGUUUGUUACCGUUUUAAUCCUAUUAAUUAAAACGUUAACCUGAUUGGGUAGAAAGCUCUGUCCCAACAGGCAAGUCUUCUUCAUAAUAACCUACUCAGAGAUAAUGAUGUAAAAGACUCCCCCGUCUGUGGCAGCGGCUGGUUGAUGGGUCCGCAAAUCUCUUGGAGGUGAAUCCAAGCAAGAUAAACGGUGGGAAGAAGAGCCGGUUUGGCUCACAGCAUCAGCAGCGGCUGCGACUCCGGCUCCGGCUCCGGGUCCCUCCCUCUCACCCUCAUCAUGCCCGGCCGCGGUACAUGUUGAGCUCCAGCCUCCAGCACAAUCGACUGAAGAAGAAGAAAAAGAAGAGAAGGAGGAGGAGGAGAAGGAGAACGCUGUGGAAGGCAGAAAAAGAAAAAGAAAGAAGGGGAGAGGGCUCUCGGGAGCGCCCGGACUGACACCGGCACAAUCCACAGACCUAGGCUCGGCGGCUACAGCAGUGCUUGCUGCUGCUGUUGCAGCGGCUGCUGCUGACUCCCUAGCAGGAGGCGGCGGUCGCGCGGAGGGUCGCGGCUAAGGAGCCUGCGGCGGAGACCCAGACUGCUUGCUGGGGGUCAGGCUAUGGAGCGCGGUCUGCACCUCAACGCUGCGGCUGUGGUUGAAGAGGACCUGUUUCUGCACAAGACCCUGAGCGCAGCCUCGGCCAAGCGUCUGGAGUCAGCUUUCCGCUCCACGCCCCCGGGGAUGGACCUGUCUUUGGCGCCUCCGCCGCCGCCGCAGCAACCGCCGCCGCCACCACCGUCUCCGCUGCCACCGCCCCGGGACCGCCAGGCGUCGUCCUCUUCGUCGCCCCUGGGUUGCUUCGAACCUGUCGACCCGGAGGGGGGAGGGUUGUUGCUGCCGCCACCGGGCGGAGGCGGUGGCAGCAGUGGAGGAGGAGGAGGGGUGGGGGUCCCCGGGUUGUUGGUGGGCUCCACUGGAGUUGGGGGAGACCCCAGCCUGAAUAGUCUGCCUGCCGGAGCAGCCCUGUGCCUCAAGUACGGCGAAAGCACCAGCCGUAGCUCGGUAGCAGAGAGUAGCGGUGGCGAACAGAGCCCCGACGACGAUAGCGACGGGCGCUGCGAGCUGGUGCUUCGUGGUGGUGGGAGCGAACCCCGGGCCUCCCCAGGAGGAGGAGGAGUGGGGGGGCCCGGGGGCGCCAAAGCAGCUGAGGGCUGCUCCAAUAAUCACCACCACGGUGGAGGUGGCGGCCCCCCGGGGGGUCCGGGAGGCGGUGGGGGCAGCAGCGGCAGCAGCAAAAAAUCCAAAGAACAGAAGGCGCUGCGGCUCAAUAUUAACGCCCGCGAGCGGCGGCGAAUGCACGACCUUAACGACGCGCUGGACGAGCUGCGGGCGGUGAUCCCGUACGCGCAUAGCCCCUCGGUGAGGAAGUUGUCCAAGAUCGCUACACUGUUGCUGGCCAAGAACUACAUCCUCAUGCAGGCACAGGCCCUGGAAGAGAUGAGGAGGCUCGUUGCCUACCUCAACCAGGGCCAGGCCAUCUCGGCUGCCUCACUGCCUAGUUCGGCCGCGGCAGCAGCAGCAGCGGCCGCUGCGCUUCAUCCAGCCCUAGGCGCCUACGAGCAAGCAGCUGGCUAUCCCUUUAGCGCCGGGCUUCCCCCGGCCGGCUCCUGUCCGGAGAAGUGCGCCCUUUUCAACAGCGUCUCCUCCAGCCUCUGCAAACAGUGCACGGAGAAGCCUUAAAAACAAAACAACCACACAAAACCUACCCAAACGCUAGAGGAAGAAGAUCUUAUUGCUCCCCCUCCCUUUUUCUUCUUUAUUUUAUUCCCUAAUAGUUGCAAAACAUUGAAUCAACACAGCAAAAGAGUGAACCAACAUGAAGAAUCAGAGAGACAAACAGGACUUUGGCCGUAACUUCUGCGGAUUAUUCUCCGUGGAUUAUUAAUUUUUUUGGGGGGGGGGAGGAAAAGGGGAGGGUAAUUGUGGGAUAGGGUGUGUGGAAUUCAUGGGGGAGAGGAGGGUGGCUUUAUUUUUCAUGAAAAAGUGGUGACUUUUAUGCCAACUAAGUAAUAAGUCGCCUUUUAUGGAAGAGGGGUGGGAGUUGAGAGAUAAUGUCUCAAUUAUUAAUCAGGGGAGAGACGAUUUAUUUAAAGCAAAACACUAAUCCUACUAAUAAUUAUGAAUUUGGUUAGGACUGAGGGGUUUAUGGGUCGGGAUUGGGUGGGGCGGCAGACCGGAUAUUCAUUCAGACAAAUCAGAAAGGGCACUUGAAAAUAAUUUUUGAUUCUGAGCCAGGAGAAAAACUUGAAAAGUAGACUUAUUUAAGUGAAAAAAAAAAAAAAAAGACUUACAUGUUGCUAUGAAAGACUUGUAUUUUUUAUUGUCUCUGAACUCUAAUCCUGUGAAAAUGCAAAGUUUUAGGGAGAGUGACUUUAAAGACUCGUGUGGCUGAAAGUAUUUUGCAUUUUUAAAUGUUUAUGUGCACCUUGUUACUUUCCACUUUGCAAUGAUGUAUAACAAUACAUGAUAUUUAUUUGUUAUUCUUCAAGGACCCCUCUACACCAACAGUAUUUAUCAUGUGUUAAGGUCACGGGUCUUAUGUGCAGGUUUUUUUUUUUUUUUUAAUGCCUCUAAAAUUCUGUUUUAUGGAUUAACUUAUACUGUGUGCCAAGUGUUUAAAAGGUUUAUUUGCCAACAACGUAUAAACAGAAAUAUUGAUGUAUCAGAGCUACUUAGGUUUAUGAAAGGUCAUCUGAAUUUUUUUCAGUUGCAUCAUCCCUGUAUUGAAAUUGAGCUUUAAUAAAUUGCUUCAGUCCAAAAAUUACAGGAAAGGUGUAUUCUUAAUUGUUGAAUGAAUUGAUCACUUUUUGAAAGGGGCUUCUUUGCAUUCUAAAAGGGAAAUAGUGAUUUACUUUAACAAGGCAUCACAGCAAUAGAUGUUAUAAGUAAAAACAUUGCCAAGCAAAUAUUUUUCCAGGCUGUGCUGUGCAUUUUUAGAAAGUCUAAUUUAUUUCCUUUUAAUAUGUAUAAAACUUAUUUUACUUGUGGAAGAUUAUUUAAGUUCAAAGACGUUUGGUUUGCCUAAGGUGUGAAUUUUUUGUUAUUUUUCUAAAAAAUAAUAAAAUAAUAAUAAAAUUAAAUUAAGGAAGAACAAGAAAAAGCUAUUUAUCCAAAGUGUUUUCAGUUUUAGUUUGCAUGGCUGAGUACCUGCCUCUCUGCCACCUGAAAAUCAAGAAAAUCUCUUUUAAAAAAAUUUCCAUUCCUUACAGAUAAUGCAAAUUCUGUCAGGAGAAUGGUAAACUAGAAGUCCUGAUGGCUCUGUCGGCAGGUCGUGGUUGUGUAAAGAGUGAUAUAUAUUAAAUAGGUCAAUCAGAAUAUGACAGCUAUGUAUGAUCAUUUGUAUGUGUAUCUAUGUCAGAAAGAAUCUUUAUUAAAAUAUUUUGAACAAA